AUGUUUCCUGUAGCAGGUGGUAUCGGCCCACCGCAAGGUAUGAUUCCUAUUCAACAGCAAGGGUUUCCAAUGGUAUCUGUCAUGCAAUCUAAUAUGCCAGGCAUGAUGGGAAUGAAUUACGGCUCUCAGAUGUCUCCUGGACCGAUGACCAUGCAGGGUGGCAUGCCCCUUGGGGCUAUGCAAGCAACAGGAAUGUCUUUUAUGGGACAGGCUUCUUUCUUAGGAAUGCGCCCGGCAGCGCCACAAUACACCCCCGACAUGCAGAAACAAUUUGCAGAAGAGCAACAAAAAAGGUUUGAACACCAGCAAAAAUUCUUAGAAGAAGAGAGAAAACGACGCCAAUUUGAAGAGCAGAAACAAAAGCUGAGACUCCUAAGCAGUGUGAAACCAAAGACAGGUGAGAAGAGCAGAGAUGAUGCUUUGGAAGCUAUUAAAGGAAACUUAGAUGGGUUUUCAAGAGAUGCUAAAAUGCACCCCACUCCAGCAUCGCAUCCAAAAAAAACAGAUCACCCUACACCAUCACAUUCUACUGUAUCUGUCUCCCAAUCCUCUGCUUUUCUUGAUGAUGAAGAAUUUAGUGACUUUAUACAAGGGUCUGUUGAAACCCCACCAUUGGUGCCUCAGUCCUCUUUCCAGGCUUUUCAGUCUUACCACCCUACCACCCAGGCUCGGCAACUGCUUUCAGAAAAGGCUGUAGUCAAACCUCUGCCUUCAGUCCAGAUUCCAGUAUCUUCCAUCCUACAUGAUACCAUUGGGCAGGUUCCUUAUUUCUCUACCUCUGCAUCUUCGCACAAAACCCCUAAAACAGGCCAUUCCUUGGAGGAGUCGCUCUUAAUUUAUCAUUUAAGUGCAUCUGGACAGGAGCAAACCAAACUUAAAACAUCUGAAAUUGAGCAUAAAGCCUCAGCCGCAAGCCAAGUUCAUCCCAGUGUAACCGUGAAUAACGGGAAUGCUGUAGGUGGGCUUGUAAGUGGUACCACCGCUGCAGAGGUGUACAAGGCUUCACAACAAAACAUAGCAGUUGAAGAGUGUGGUGUUGGAGUAUUCCCUUCCCAAGAUCCGAUCCAGCAAAUGAUGCCACCUUGGAUUUACAAUGAAAGCUUGGCUCCAGAUUUGUAUAAGAAAAUUUUAGAAACCACUAUGACUCCUACUGGAAUAGAUACUGCUAAACUCUAUCCCAUUCUGAUGUCAUCUGGACUUCCCAGGGAGACCCUUGGACAAAUAUGGGCCUUAACCAAUCGUACCACACCUGGAAAACUUACCAAAGAAGAGCUUUAUACUGUCCUGGCUAUGAUAGCAGUAACUCAGAGAGGAGUACCUGCAGUGAGUCCCGAUGUUUUAAACCAAUUUCCAGCUGCUCCUGUCCCUACUUUAAGUGGAUAUCCAAUUUCAUUGCCUGCCACAGUGAAUCAACAGCCUAUGAGGCCCUCUGGACCGCCAGUCUCCAUGCCUCUUAAUAUUGGACAGGCAGUCAUAGGAAUGAACAUAACUCCACCAGUGGGUGGAGCUGCAGCACAGGUUUCUAGUGGUUUCAUGCCAUCUUACCCCACAAACCAGAUGGUUAAACCAGAAGAUGAUGACUUCCAGGAUUUUCAGGAUGCUUCAAAGUCUGUCUCACUCGACGAAUCUUUCUCCGAUUUCCAAGGGGAGGGACCUGGAUCCUCCAAAGCAACCAGUUCUCAGCACCGGAGCAGUGUUCCUUCUUUGCUGAUUCCACUCCCUGGCACUAAAACCCCUUCCUCAAUGGAUAAAUAUGCUGUGUUUAAAGGAAUUGCAGUUGAAAAGCCUUCUGAAAGUGCAGCUAUGUUUGGAGAUUAUGGAGACAAAUACAGUGCUUUCCGAGAGUUAGAACAACCAUCAGAGAGUAAAUACUUAGGAGAUAGCUUUGCAGAAUUCAAAUCUGCAGGAACCGAUGAUGGUUUCACAGAUUUUAAAACCGCUGACAGCAUCUCACCACUAGACCCACCUACAAAAGAGAAAACUUUCCCUGCAUCCUUCCCCUCUCUACCUGCACAGUUAAAGCAACAAACACAAGCAAAAACCUCUCUGAAUCUGGCAGACCUAGAUCUCUUUUCCUCCACUGCAGAGAACAAACAACUUUCAUUUCCAGCUGCAUUUAGUUCAUCAAAAUCAACCUCUUUCCCUGCACCACCACCUCCAACAUCUGCUGCUGCUCCUCCACCAGCACCCAGUAAAAGCUCGAGCUUGGCUGACGACUUUGGAGAAUUCAACCUUUUUGGGGGAUUGUCUAAUUGUCUAUCAGUCGGGGGACAAGAUGACUUUGCAGAUUUUAUGGCUUUCAAUAAUAGCAGUGGCUUUUCUGAACAAAAAAUGGAUGACAAAUACAAAGCUGUUAAGCAAGAGGCCAAUCCUGUUCCUCCAGCUGGCUCCUCUCUCAGUGCAAUGAAAAGUGGGCAGAAUUCUGCCGCCGCUGCUCCCACCAAAUAUGAUAUCUUUAAACAGCUUUCUCUGGAGAGCUCUGGAACAGGUGUUGAGGAACUGAAAGACAGCACCCCUUCAGCGAAAAGCGACGACGACUUUUCCGACUUCCACUCUAACAGGUUUUCUGCCAUGUGUGGUAACAUGGAUAAAUCCCUGGUAGACAAAGUGGCAGCUUUCAAGCAUGCCAAAGAAGACUCUGCUUCUGUCAAGUCUCUGGAUCUCCCCUCCAUCGGGGGCAGCAGUGUCGGCAAGGAGGAUUCUGAAGACGCGCUCUCUGUUCAGUUUGACAUGAAACUGGCCGAUGUGGGAGGAGAUCUUAAGCAUGUCAUGUCUGAUAGCUCUUUGGAUUUGCCAACAGUUAGUGGCCAGCAUCCGCCAGCAGCAGAUAUAGAUGACUUAAAAUGUGCUCCCUUUGGAAACUAUAACAGUGGCUCCACAGUAAGCAGCCUUGCAAGCUAUGACUGGUCUGACACAGAAGACAUUCAUCAGAGCAGGAAGCUCUCUUCCUUUGUCCUUUCUUCAGGAAGUGGAGCCUCUUCAGCUACUUCAGUUCUUCAGAAGAAGGAGACUUUGUUUGGCAGUUCAGAAAACAUUACCAUGACAACAGUUUCCAAAGUGACAACCUUUUCUACUGAGGAUGUUCUACAGGAUGUUAAAUUUGCAGCCUUCGCGAACUUUAAAGAUCCUGGUCCCAGGUCCAGCUGUCAAAGUGAUGAUGAGAUUGAAGGCUUUGGAGAGUUCUCAAGACCUUUGUCAGAAGCGAAGGAGUCAGCAACAGUUGACGCAAGCCCAGAGGUUGACUUAGAUACCAAUGGUAUCUUAUCUGAAAUGGCAAAAGAAUGCAUGGAUGACUUCGGAGAAUUCCAAAGCGAAAAGCCAAAAAUCAGCAAAUUUGACUUCUUGGUGGCAACUUCGCAAGGCAAGAUGAAAUCUAGUGAAGAAAUGAUCAAGAGUGAGCUUGCUACCUUUGACCUCUCUGUACAAGGGUGUCACAAAAGGAGCUUGAGUCUGGGUGACAGAGAAAUAAGCCGUUCCUCUCCUUCACCAGCUUUGGAGCAACCGUUUAGAGAUCGCUCAAAUACUUUGAGUGAGAAGCCUGCUUUGCCUGUCAUCAGAGACAAAUAUAAAGAUCUAACUGGGGAGGUAGAGGAAAGCGAGAGGUAUGCAUAUGAGUGGCAGAGAUGUUUGGAAAGUGCCCUGCAAGUCAUUAAGAAGGCAAAUGAUACCCUAAAUGGAAUCAGUAGUUCGUCUGUUUGCACUGAAGUAAUCCAGUCGGCACAAGGCAUGGAAUAUUUAUUAGGGGUUGUUGAGGUCUAUAGAGUAACAAAACGAGUUGAACUGGGUAUCAAGGCCACCGCAGUGUGUAGUGAGAAACUCCAACAGCUGCUAAAGGACAUCGAUAAAGUAUGGAACAACCUAAUAAGCUUCAUGUCACUUGCAGCUUUAACGCCAGAUGAAAACUCAUUGGAUUUCUCUUCUUGUAUGCUGCGUCCUGGAAUUAAAAAUGCCCAAGAUCUCGCCUGUGGGGUGUGCCUCUUGAAUGUGGAUUCUAGAAGUAAAAAAGAAGAGAAACCAGUGGAAGAGCAUCCUAGAAAAGCUUUUAAUUCAGAAACGGAUCAUUUCAAACUGGCUUAUGGAGGACACCAGUACCAUGCAAGCUGUGCAAACUUCUGGAUCAACUGUGUGGAGCCGAAACCUCCAGGCCUCAUUUUGCCAGACCUGCUUUGAAAGGACUUGCACUGAAGGAGGGAUCACGUCAGUCAAUGACAAGACAUGGUCUUGAUGGUGGUGAUGUAGGGGAAUAAACACUGAAGGCUUUUUUGGGCAGUGGUUAGAGUAGUGAAAUGUUCAUUUCUGCAUUUCUUCUGUACUACAAUGGGUCAAAACCACUCUCUCAUACGAGUUCCCCGUGAAGAAUUUCACUGGAAGGUUCAAGCCAUCAUUGAGGUUUUCAGAAAUAAUCAGAGAGUUUUGCACUGUGCCAUAAAACAUGGCAUUUCAAUCUCUCUCUCAAGCUGAAAUGGGUUAGCACUUUUUGAGAUGUAGCAACUCACUGUGGUAAUCAAGGUAAAUUGACGCAUGAGGUGGAAUAGGUCUUAUCGUUUCAAGAAAGAGAUGAAAUACUAGGCUGUGUGUGUGUAAACUGAAAUGGCCCCUUAACCAAAUGCGUGAAAUGUGUAUUUGCUAACUAUUCUUUCCUCUAAUUUUAAUAUAUGAACCCAGAGUGGUGUUUUUUCUUAGAUAUUUGCUCCUACAGUAUUACAAUGCACAAGAAGUGACAGUAAUGUUCAAGGAGAAGUAAGUUAUUGAUCUAGAAGGAAUUGGAUUGUUAGGUUGCAAUGAGCCAUUGUUUAUUUAUAGAAUUAUUGUUCUGAAUUACAGAAUAUAUUUUAUUCAUACAUUUAGUGGGUUAGUAUUGGGAGAAAAAACUGGGAUAAAAAUCAUUGUAUCUAAAUUUUUCGUACCAUAUCUUUAGGCUUCAGUACAGGCAGCUGGAUUUUAAAACCUGCAGUCUCUUCUACUUUGAUGUAAAUACUAGACAAACCUUUUUACCCCUCUAUUGGACUUGUCCUACAACUGCAGACAUAAAGGGCUAUACUUUCAAAAUGAGGUAUUAUGCAUUUAGCCCUCUGCCCUUUAUUUUGUAAUCAUAUAACUAAGUUGCUGCACAUCAUGUUGAAAAUCAUACCACACUAAUAUCAAAUGCCCACUCCUGUAUAUUUCACUACACAUUUGUGGUGUAUAAAUAUGCUUUUCUUGAUGGGACUCCUAUGCAGAUCUCAUGCAAUUUAAUAUUGUCCAUCAAGGCUCGCUCUUUCGCAGACUCCCAGAACUGAUGGCACUGGUUGCCUUUGAGUUCAUAGUUCAGACAGAUAUUAGCUUUUUCACACUGGAAUUCGAGAUUUCCCAGCAGACUGCACAAAUGCGAAAUACAUGGGUGCUUUAUGGCCAGCGCUGCUGUCUGGACAGUAAGUGAUUAAUGUAUCAGGCUAUCACAUAAUGUUACUCACAAAUCUAGAUGUAUAGGAUUCUUUCUUUAGAUACAACAUCAAGGUGACAGUGCAGAAUACAAAAAUAAAAUACGUUUGCUGUGAAGACAACUUCCCAGUUCAGAAAGAAUGUAACAAUGCUUGAACUUCUGAAUUACUAAUUGCUUUACAGAAUUUUUAAUCCAAUGGAAAUGUGCUUUUGUUUCAAAAUGGCCUUUCCACUAUAUGGCCUCUUAGUUUUGACUCUGUGAGGGAAGCAAGAGUUGCUGUUUGUUUCCUCGGUAUAACUGAUGAUUUCAUCGUUCAUUGAUUUAGUUUCUCAAACAGACCUUGAGAGAAGCUUCCUUCUUUCCAAGGUGUCAUCAGCUGUCAAAGCAAGCCUUGUCUCUGUUCUAAGUAAAUAGCUAAUAGUGACCUGUGGUUUUGAUUUCCUGUGAACAAAAUUGCAUAGGGGAUAAAAAUGAUGGUUUGUAUAAAAGGUUAGUUCUAUUCACAGAUUAAUAUACACCAUAUGAAAGAGAUCUUGGCUAAUAAGAAUACUAGGUGAAUGACCCUUGUUUACAUAAGUUAAAUUUAAAAUAGAUCUUCGUAGUCUCAGAAACCUGCUUAUUCAUCUAAUAAGUAACAUACUGCGCCUCCUGGUAUCAGACCCAAGCUAAUCAAGUGGCAGCUUUUCAAUAACAGUCAGCACCCACCUUCUGCUGUGCAAAGUUUAUCAAAGCAAGCUGAUUUCUGAUUGACUGGCCACUAUUUUACUUACUAGUUGUGUUGUAUAAGUGCAAUAGACCUCAGAACAGCUCUUUGACACGAGAAUUGUCUCCCUCGUCAAAUAUUUCUUGCUUCACCUUGAUAAUACACUUCUUGCCAUGCCAUGUGCUUACUAUUGCAAGUAGACCCACUGACUAGUAUAGGACAUACAAUGGUAAGUUAGCAGGAUGAUUAUUAUUAUAAAAUUAUUAAUUAUUAAAAUUAUUAUUAUAGGAUCGGACCCUUAGGGCCCGAUUAGCGAAGGACUUAAGCAAACGCCUAACUGUAAACACAUGAUUUGUACCUCUGAAAGCAAUGGCACUAUUUGCAUGCUUAAGUACUCUGCUGAAUCAAGGCAAUAGCUUGCAUAAAUGCUGUAUUGGGACAAGGGAAGCUUUUUAUUAGCAUGGGCUUCUUCCACGGCUCUUCUUCUUUUUUCACCCCUCCUAUGAGUUUUAAGAGCAUGGCCCAAGCUAAAGUAGCUACAGUGUGGCAACUCUACAGCAAACUUGUAUUCCAAAUGCGGUACUGGUCAUUGCACUGUGGCAAAAGUCGAUUCUAAUUACGUUCUUUUUUAAUGUACCGGCUUGUUAAGCAAAUACGUUAUCUCUGCUAGAAGUAUCCAGCAUGUCUUUGGCACAUAAAUAGGGGGAAAGGGCAUUUACGAGUAUAAUUACAGUAGAGCUUAUUGGAGUAGUCCCCUGCUCUGUACAGAAUGGGAAAGCGGCAGGCAAUGUUAAAGUGAUCAUGUCAAGCAAAAGGCAUUUUUCUAAACACCUUCAAAGGGUUCUCAUGACGUGAAUGUUUUACUUUAGAUACCACCGAUAAGGGCAUUGCACAAGAAGGAUCAUUCCACUUACAUAUCCUAGUCAUUAAAACGACUCAGUGUUGCAUUCCGCUUCUGAGCUAUUAUACUGUUAGCCAAGGGCCCGGUGUCCUUGGAAACUGUAUCCAAGGUUACAAUAUUUUCUACACUGGAUUGUAUCGGACCACUUUCCCUUGCUUUAAUUGAGCGUAGGUUAACGCACACGACUUUUUGUCUUGGCCUAUGGUGUUUUAGAACUGUAAAUGAAUUUCUUUUUGGAUGUCUUCUGUUUCAUUAUCAAAAUUUGUGAAAGUGAAUAUUUUUAAUGUACAUAUUCUUUGGAUUUGCCUUGGGAUUGCCUAAGGAAAAUUAUUUUUAUUUGUGUUUUGUGUGUGUCUUGAUUUUUAACAGGUUAUUUUCUUGGUUAAUUUAAUUUUUUUUCUAUAUUGUACUCCUUAGGUUCCUAACGGUGUAGUUUGUCUAAUUUUCUCAGUUGAAAUAUACUAAAGUAAUCUUUCCUUCCAGUACUUAUAGGCAUUAGGGACAAAUCAAACUGUACCAAGAUCUCUCUUGAGAAAUUGGUUGUCAUGUGAAUUUUUAAAUACCCCAGCAAUCUUUCUGACCUCUUUGUUAUAAAGUUUUUUUUAUUUGUUACAUGUUAAUUAUUACAUUCUGCACUUGAACAUUCCAGUGAAUUUUCAGCCCCAGCCGCAGUUUGUUUUUAUUUAAGUUGAUUUUGAACUAAAUUGAGUAGCUCUUUCUUGGAAAACCAUGUAGUAAAUGUGAAAUUACGAUGAAGUGCAGCCUAAGAAAAGGAAGCUUGUGAAAACCCAAGAAAUACACUCUUUCCUAAUUAGUUACAUGUUAAAUUAACGAGACCUGGAACAAAAAGGAUGCCUUUUCAAUAAAAGCUGCUAUUGUACAACUACUUUUUCUUAAAUAUCUUUUGCUUUCUGGGCCUUUAUUUAAUUCUGAUUCUCAAUGUUCAAAUAUAAAUGUAAUAGUUGUGUUUCUUCCCGCAUUUGGGUGAAUAUACAUUUCUCUUUUGUGUAGAUGGCUUUGUGAUUAGUAUAGCAGUGAAUCCUCUUCUUUUAAUUUGUGAUGUGCUGGAGUAGUUGCUGAUAUUUUAAACCUGGUAAGAAUAGUUUUUAUUACUUUACCUUUUAAUAUAUGAUUUACUUCACGUAAUCUUGCAACGGUUUAUAAAUACUUUGUUGCAUCUCAAUGAAAUGUUGAUCUCAAUAAAGAACUCUUUAUUUA
Molecule: messenger RNA, 8244 nt
Organism: Terrapene triunguis (Three-toed box turtle)
Lineage: Eukaryota; Metazoa; Chordata; Testudines; Emydidae
Gene: SYNRG
Product: synergin gamma
Exons: 22
Coding region: 1-4170 (1389 amino acids)
Cellular component (GO): clathrin coat of trans-Golgi network vesicle
Molecular function (GO): protein binding
Source: RefSeq, a predicted model, not a curated record